UCUCUCACUCUCUCUUCCUCAACAAAAUCCAUCUACACUCGCAAAAAAAAAAAAAAAAAAAUCUCUCUCUUUCUCUCUGUGCUUGAAGCUUCCAGAAUGGCUCGCUCAGGCGCUGCGAUUCUUGUGCUACUGGCCGCAAUGUUGGUGUGCUCCACUGUCGCACAAUCUCCGGCGUCUUCUCCGGCGUCCUCUCCCACGAAAUCUCCCCCGACGACUUCUCCACCGGCCAAGUCUCCCACCUCUCUGGCACCGUCUCCUGCCGCGAAUCCACCAGUUUCUGUUCCUUCUCCAUCUACCGUGAACUCUCCUCCGUCUCCGCCUCCGGCGUCCUCCGGGGCUCCGGCGAGCUCUCCCUCAGCGAUCUCCGCGCCACCAACUGAAGCACCUGGACCGGCUGUGAACGGUGCCGUUUCGAACAGCUUCGCAGUCGCCGGAUCUCUGGCUGUUGCAGUACUCGCUGGAGUUUUGGUUAUCUAGAUGAGCAUUUUACCGUCAGGCUUAUGGAUUCUUAAUUGUUUCUUUAUGUAAUUAAUUUUAUUUAUUUCGGCUAUUUAUUUUAUUUUAUAUCUGUGUUGUCAGAGUUUACUGGUUAUUCAUCGCUUCAUAUAUUUUUUAUUUAAAUUACUUGAAAUUAUCAGACA
Alnus glutinosa is the source of this 641-nucleotide messenger RNA. Its product is annotated as classical arabinogalactan protein 1-like. The coding region runs from base 97 to 477 and encodes 126 amino acids. The transcript has a single exon. The record is from RefSeq and is a predicted model, not a curated record. NCBI's taxonomy places the organism in Eukaryota, Viridiplantae, Streptophyta, Magnoliopsida, Fagales, Betulaceae.